GUGGACCUCUUGAGAGUCUAAUCGAUUCUUUUGCUGAUUGGCGACUCUCUGACCCACCUGUCAAUACUAACGGUCCAAAAAUGGCUCAGCUAAUUUCAGUGCAAUGGAGGGCCUUGUUAGAUGCAGCCAGUGAUGCCGAAAAACUGUAUUUACAAGCACUCCUAGAUAGUGCAACCAAAAGGGAACAGGAGGCAGAGAAGGAGAGGAAGGAGACGUUGCUGAAAAGGCAGGUGGUCAUCCUAGAGAUUGUUCCCUCACUGACUGAAGAGCAGUGUGGGGAACAGUUGCAAUCUAUACUCACUGCCCUUGUUCAAGUCAGGAAUUUUGAAGAUCAUACCACUCAGAUCGCUGAAGUCUUCGCAAAGUUGCAAACACUUCAGGAUGAUCUGACUGAUAUGACCCGCAAGUACCAUGAACUGACAAAGGAGGUGGCUGAGCUGCGACAAGCCCAAGUGGCCAAUCCUCUUCCUCUACCCCCUGGACCUAAAGCUGCAAUGGAAACUACCUCUGCCUCUCUUACUGUAUCUUCAUCCUUGAAUGUGAUGGUAACCCCCUCGGGACCUGCAACAGGUGCAGAUUCCGCUGUUGUUGUGACAAGCAACGAGGCUGGAAAUUCUGCAACUGUUGCAACCCCAAGAUUGGAACCAGCAGGUGCUGGUCCCAGCCGCGUCGGUCCCUAUGUGGACCGAAAGGCGGUUCAAAUACCGUCUAACUACGACAGCAAAGAAGACAUCGAAUCCUGGAUCAGCUCCAUGAGGGUAUACUUCGAAGUGUUGGGGACUCAAGCUGAGACCCGGUCUGUGAUCAUGGGAAUGAAUGUUGAGCCGGUCGUGCGGGGCUUCUUAGAGGUCCAAGCUACGCGAGUUGGGAUUCCCAAAAUAGAACUAACAAGGUGGCUUAAGACCACCCCGGUUGCCUCCCUCGAGGAACUCCUCAUUUCGCAAUACUUGGAUCCACAUGUUGCAGUAAGGGCAAGAAUCCAACUUGACAAAAUCAAGCGCAGCAAGUGGAAGGGCUCCAUGAAAAGCCUGCAGACUUACCUUAGCAAGAUGUUCGCUACACCCAGAUUGGAAUUAACCGCUCAAUCUUGCUUUGAUGUGGUCAAAGGCGCAGUCCCCACCAACUUUACUAAUCGCCUAGGCAAGGACUUCAUCGGUUACACUGACUGGUUCACGAAGGACAUAGUCAGUCUUGAGGCUGUAGACCUCGUCACCACAACAGGCAGCAAAAAGCCCAUGGGCGACAGGCGGUUCAAAGGUAGUGACCGUUUUGCUGUGCAUGAUCUGCUGGAGGCUGAAGAAGAAGCCGAUGCAGAGGACCCCACUCUUGGUGACGACCAAGAACAGGACCCUGAUACAACCUGUUCUUCGGCCCAUGAGUGGUGCAAGGUCUUCUCCAAGAUCGAUCUCAAGUCUGGCUACCACCAGAUUGAAGUCGAUCUUGCGGACCAGCACAAGACUGUGUUCAAAACACGCGAUGGGCUGUACGAGUUUACCGUAAUGCUCUUCGGUCUCACGAACGCACCGACCACCUUCCAAAGCCUCAUGGACAAAGUCCUCCGCGAACAGAUUGGCCGGUUCGUGGUGGUCUACCUCGAUGACAUUCUAAUCUUCAGCAAGUCCAUGGAGGAACACCUCAAGCACCUUGAGGAAGUAAUGGUUAUCCUCAAGAAGACGCAACUCCAUCUCAACUUAGAGAAAUAUGAGUUUGGGAAGGAUAGUGUCAUCGUUCUUUUCUUGGUCUCGCGUCAUGCUAUCGAAAGUUUGUGCCCCGCUUCUCCAUUGUUGCGCGUCCAGUCUCGACUGACAAGUAAGAAUGUUCCCUACUCUUGGGACACCGCGUGCGUGAACGCCUUUCAAGCCUUGAAGGACGCCUUGGUAAGUUACCCGGUACUCCGCAUUGCAGAUCCCAAACUGACGUUCGUAGUUACUACGGAUGCAAGUCAGUAUGGAACCGGCGCAGUGCUGCAACAAGAUGGCAGCGAUGGCUUGCGGCCACUCGAAUACUACAGCAAACGCAUGCCCAGCGUAAAGGUAGCCACUUCCACCUACAUGCGCGAGGUUUAUGCUUUGCGUAUGGCGUUGGACCACUGGAAACACUAUCUUUUGGGACGUCACUUCAAAGUCUUCUCAGAUCAUGAGACUCUGAAGUGUAUCAAACAGCAAACUACCCUGGCCCCUACCUUGCUUCGCUGGUUCCAUGAGAUUGACAUUUUCGAUUUUGAGUUAAGACACAAAAAGGGUUGUUAUAAUCGAGUCGCUGUCGCAUUGUCUCGCCACCCUGAGUACAUGACUUGCCUUGUCAAAUCCUACGACCUCCGGAAGAAACUGAAGGAGGAGCUCGUAGAGCACACCGCCAAGGAUCCAGAGUUGAGUUCCAUCCUUGAGCGGCUACGGGCUGACCCUAGCAGUCAACCUGAUUUUCACGAGUAUGGAGGUCUGAUUUUUCAUCGGUACGGGAACCACGACCGUUUGUGUCUGCCCAACCAUAAGCCUCUCCGCACGCACUUUCUGGAUUUGGCUCAUGGCUGGAGCGGACACUUCGGUAUGGCAAAAACGUACACAAAUUUGCUGAGACAGUUUGAUUGGCCUGGCAUGAAAGGGACUGCUGAAAAGUUUGUGGCUGAAUGUCAAGUCUGUCAACGAAUCAAACCAUGCAGACAAAAGCCGAUGGGGUUACUCACACCCCUACCCAUUCCCGAUGGUUCCGAGGAGUCCGUCUCCAUCGACUUCACCGACAUAGGAAAGAUAAGUAAGAGCGGCUACACAGGUCAUGGUGAUUGUUGACCGAUUCUCUAAGUUCCUCAACCUGAUCCCUUUGCCGCCUCACGCCCCAACAGAACUAGUGAUUCGUGAGUUCCAACAAAAGUACAUUCUGCAG
This is a messenger RNA of Chara braunii, 2880 nucleotides long. The record is from the annotation of a GenBank genome assembly. Lineage: Eukaryota; Viridiplantae; Streptophyta; Charophyceae; Charales; Characeae.